Messenger RNA from Diaporthe batatas, 5098 nucleotides. RefSeq lists its product as uncharacterized. Bases 433 to 4605 code for a protein of 1390 amino acids. Gene Ontology annotation, biological process: protein import into nucleus; transcription-dependent tethering of RNA polymerase II gene DNA at nuclear periphery; poly(A)+ mRNA export from nucleus. NCBI's taxonomy places the organism in Eukaryota, Fungi, Ascomycota, Sordariomycetes, Diaporthales, Diaporthaceae. Gene Ontology annotation, cellular component: nuclear pore outer ring. Gene Ontology annotation, molecular function: protein binding; structural constituent of nuclear pore. The record is from RefSeq and is a predicted model, not a curated record. The transcript is spliced from 4 exons.
CAGCCAGUGUGUGCCUGGGUCUGCUCUUGACCCUUACCCAUCUUGGCCUGGUAUCCUGGGGCCAGACAACAACUUUUGGUGGUGAGCCAUCUGCAGCGUCAAUUCUGCCGGUCCAUCCAACCAAGAAUUUACACAACAUCUCUCGCCCGCGCGGCCCCCCAUCCUAACCUAACCAUCCUCGCCUGCAUCAGCACCCUCGUCGUCCUGCACGCACGCACGCACGCAGCGAUCCCCAGGCGCCCCCUCACCGUCAUGGAAUAGGCCACUGCAUUCAUCACAUCUGCAUCGACUUUGCCAUCACACGCGCCCUCUCCUCAUCUCAACCCUGCUUGGCGACACUCCCCAUCAGCGCGACCGCCCCGACCGACACACUCCGACCGCCCGACACGCCACGAUCCCCCAACACCCUUCCUCCCAUCGCCUGCCGUCGCCAUGUUCUCUCCAAACCAAAACAACCAGAGUGGUCCCGCCAUGGCCACCCGGAGUCGGCGGAGACAACGCCCUGCCAGCUCCGACAACAGCCUGACACAACAACCCAAGGCUAAGAGGCAACGCCGGCCUCUGACCGACUCCACCUUUUCCAACCCCGACCCCCAAAAUGCGCAGCCCCCCGAGAUGCUCGAGGUCAAGAACGACAAGGUCGCAAAACUGCCUUCCCAUCCUGAUGGCAUCGAAAAUGCCCAGGCCCUGACGACCAAGUCCAUGCGACGAGAGGUUGCUGUCAGGCCGAAAAAGCCCAAGCAGGCCGAGAGGACGAGCAGGACCGAUGGCAGCGUUGAACUGGCAAGAUCCAGCGCGUACACCGUGAGCAAGCUUAUAGCCCUGCCCGAUAGAAUCCGUGCAGACUCUACAGCACGGCAACACGGUACGAUCGACACUUCCAAUGGCUACGGCCUUUGCCUCACCCACACCCACGCCUUGGUCUGGCAAUAUUCUGGGUCCACGCCCUCGCCCGAGACCUUUACCUUCGCCCUGCCGUACCCGUCGAAACAUACCAGCGAGCCUCUACCACUUGGAUCUCUCGUUUCAGCGGGGAAUUCUACCGAAGAGCCCGGCUUGGUAGUAGUGAUGCCCAUCAGCGGAAAGGUCUCAUUUUGGGAACACAUAUCCAGCGCAGCGACCCUCGACUUUAUUCGACAGCAAAGGAACGGCGUCGAGGACACAGUACCAGGGCUGUUUGGUGGAGAACACGUCGUGGAUAUCACAAAAGCCGACACCGCUGGGUUCAUCCUCUCGCUGAGUAGUGGACGACUAGCACACCUUAGCGUACGAGACGGCCAGGGCAAGCCUUCGAUAUCGAUCCAAUUCCUACAAGCUACUUGGGGUCAGUCAUCUGGGGCCUGGCCAAGCGUCUUUGGCAGUAUUCGCAACGCAAUCAAGACAGCUGUCUCACGGAGCGACAUCGCAGCCGUCAAGGUCAACCCCUCCACCAGGCCGGGACCUAAAGUCGUUGUCGCAGCAACCAAAGCCGGCAGGCUCCACGCGUGGAGGGUCCAGCGGGCCGGACAUCACGAGAUCAUCGCUAACGUCGAUGCCCGUGGUGACAUUCUGGACGGCCUCCGAUCAGCCCUUCCCCACAUUCAGAACAACGUGGACUUCGAGGUUGUCGACUUCACGUACGUGCCAAGAGGCAUCGAGUCGAAAUACACCGAUGCCAGCCGAUUGAGUCAAGCCCUGACCAUGGACGACGACUCUGUCCAGCAUCUGCUGCUGCUUGUGUCUCUCAGCAACAAACGCCAGUCACAAUACGCUCUUGUUGAAGCUGUUCUUCGGGACGAGACUUUGAAUGUCGGCAUGAUCAGGGCUAUCUCUUCAUACACGACCCCCCUCACUCCUUCCGCUACCGCACGGACACGGCUGUGUCUACCGAGACCUGGCCUAGUUGCCUUCAUUGUGUUUGACCGAGCCGUCGUAAUCGCGUCGAUAGCAGCGCCGCCCGAGACACCGGACUCGCAAUUGCAAGGGGAAAACCACAUCCUGCCAGCCACUUACGAGGAUGUGGUUGAUCUGCGGAGUGAAGAUUUACUCGAAAUAGUUGGUUCGGGCGUGGAGGAGCCUCUGGGCCCAGGUCAGGAGCCUGAGGCCCCGCGAGCUCAUCGCGUCAAGAUCAAGAAUCCAACCGUGUUGCUCAUGAUUCGCGGGGUUGGAGUUGUCCGGGUCGCUCUCACAGACGUCGACAAGUUUGCCAGCGAAAUGCCGCCUGAGGUGACGGCGCGGAACAAGUUGGAGCAAGCCGUCAUUUUUGGACUCAAAGACAACAAUCCUUUAACCUUCGAGGGCCGGAGAGAGAUGCCUUUCACUGACGCGGAAAUCGGCGAGGCGGCUUUGGAUUUGUCAAACGAUAUCCUUGCCUCGAAUACCUCGGUCCUGACGGCGCUCCCGGCUUCGAUAGAGCUGAACCUCCGACAGCGUGGCAGCUAUCUUGACAAACUGAUGUCUCACCUGAACGCCCAAAAAGUCAAACUCGAUCGCCGAACGAAGUGGCAGUUGCUGUGCAACGCCGAGAAGUUGAACAUGGCCCGAGAGCUCUGGAAACUGCACGAGACAUUCUUGGCCGAGAGACCGAAUAACGACAGGAAGACUGUCGUUUCCGAAGUCAUCGAAUGCAUCGCCGAGGAAGACAAAAAGAACCCUGACCGCCAGGUGGGAGAGCUCGACCGGGCUCGUACAUGGUUCGUCAAUGACACCGGACGAAUGGAGAUCUUUGUGCCGUGGACAUAUCAGAUGAUUAAGCACUAUCACAAGGAGCACCUUGCUGAUGACCCAGCCUUGACGCGUUUUCUUUACGAAGGCGUGCACGUCUUCUACGAAAUUCUUCACGGAGCUCUCGAGUAUCGCCAACGCAACCUCGCCUUCUAUGGCCUUGGGGGUGAGGAUGUAAAGAACGGCAUCCUGUCCAAGCAGACCGACUACAUUGGUCUGCCCGAGUUCUGGACGUCAACUGCGUUUGUCACCAACAAUCUCUUCCGGCUAAAUUCACUCUGCCAGAUGUGGCUUAAUACGUACUACCCACCUCAAACCGCCCCUGGGUCCCCGUCUUCGAGCCUUAUCGAGUCACUACGCAACAUGAUGCCUAGCCUGGUCGAUCAGCUCGUUGUGACCGUGACCGAACUAAUCAGCUGGGCUGACUCGAACGGCGACGAAGAGGCUCAGCUAUUCGCCGAGAAAUGCAAGGCGGUCCUGGCCGAUCUGAGCGACCUCAUUCUGAAGCUCAAAGACUACGGGCUUUGGGAUGAUGCGCUUCGCCUUGCCGAGAAAUAUGUCAGUGUCAGAGCCCUUGCGGAACUGGUGGUCGGCCAGAUCAAGGAGCUUCGCGGCCAAAUCAAAGUGCGUGGUAUUGAAGCUCGAAAGGCUGCUGAGAUCAACCACAAACUGGAGGAGAAGAAGAAACUCUUCAAUGAGUACAUGGACCGUUACGGCGCGAGCUUCGCAUUUGAAGCUUAUUCGCUCUUGCUCGCAUAUGGUGGCAUUCAGAUGGUGUUAGAAUUUGCCGGCUCUGACAAGAAGGGCUUUGCGACCCAGUUCCUGCGGAACGACAAGCGCCUCGGCAAGAUUUCUUGGAUCAACGAUAUCGAGCGCGAGCAGGAUCUCGAUGAGGCGGCCAGGACACUCAUCGGCGUGGGCCAGGCAGAAGAACAAGUGUGGAACAAGAAGAUAGAGCUCAGCCUGGGUAAAUUGACACUGCUGGCAGAAGGAGCCAGUGCUCCGGCCACGGGCAGCACGGCUGUGAUUCGCAGCAAAGCCGGCAGAAAUGACAUUCAGCUGGCGCAAGUUGAAAAGGAUCUUGAGAUUGUGCGCAUCCAAGACCAGAUCUAUCAGGUCCUGGUCCCGGCAUUCCAAGAUGCUGUCGACGACGUUGCAGCCGUUGAGCUUGCCAUGCAGACCUUCUCACCCAAGAUUCCGAAGAAGUAUAAGGUGCUUUUGGACGAUCUCCAGGAGGACCUCUUCCACCUUGUCACCCACAAAGCCAUGCGGCCGCUGAGUCUCAUCAACCUGCUUACUCUGAUCCGGGUCGACGACUACGGUGUCGAGCCUGGACUCCUGUUCUUCCAGGCCCUUCGACUAGCUGAACUUGGCCUAAAGGGCAAGCAAAAGGAGGAUGCCAAGAGGCUCAUCUGGAGGCGGUGCUACGUUCGCGACGACUGGACCAAGGUCAAUUACACAGAGAACAUGAGCGACCAAGCCGUGCUCAGCAAGCUGGUUGAGACGCAACCCUACUGCACCAUGGUUGCCUGCCAUCGACACCAGCUCAAGCAAGGCGACAAGGAAACCGAGUACAUCCUCUCUCCGGACAUCUGCCAGGGCGUUUUCACGGACACCAGCGUCGAAGUCAUUAGGUGGGACGACGACGACCCGAGCCUGCUGGAAAAGCGUGCCGAGGCCAUGCGGUGGGAGGACACGCAGCUGAGGAAGUACGUCGAGAAGAACCAGCUCUCGCGCUGGGCCAAGGCGGCGUGGGAGGCGGCCAAGAGGGAGGUGGUGGAGGAGCUAGAUGUUGCGACGGCGAGCGGCGCGAACGGCGGCCGCGUGGCGCCGGCCAAGCUAAACGGGCAGGGCAACGGGCACGUGGUCCAGAGCGUCGAGGCGGACGAUGAGGAGCAAUAGGCGAUUAUCCCGCGCGUCGCCAGGGGCGCCACUGGGGGCCGGAGCGCAUCUGGAGCCCCUCGGUUUCGCGCUCCCCCGAAGGCCACGCCGCUUCCCCUUUGUUUCUCGAAUCAUCAUACAGGCAGACUCGAAGCUCGGGUAUAAGGAGGUUCGGUCUGUUCUGCCGGCGUAAAGUGGCCUGUUGUGUUUCUGUUUGUUGUCGCUCAUGAGCUUUAUUUUUUUUAAAAACUUCCCUACAUGGCCAAACAAAAAAUUCGGGGACAGGGCGGGCAAUGGUUCUGGGCAAAAUAGGUGUACUACCGGUCCGUGUCUAUAUAUCGUUCUUUUGAAUGUCUUGUUUUGCCACGCAGUUUGCGCCCCUUGUCCUGGCGGCGUUGGUAAUUGUCUGGGACACGGUGGUUGUUGGUGGUUGUUGGAGUCAAUAGCAUAGCAAGAGCAGAACAGAGCAGAGAACAGGACAGAACAGAGAUGACCUUCGUUGGAAGGUUCGAAA